CAGAGGCGGAACGCUUCUCAACCGGAUGUCAGUGAACGCAGCAUAACCGUUUCCUCUACUUCCCGGAAACACAAACCUCCAUCCACCAAAAUGGCGACUGUAGCGGUAAGCCGACCACCUUUCGGGGGAUUCAGUUUCGAAAACUGCAAAAGAAAUGCAGUCCUGGAAGCUGAAGUCAAUAAGCUGGGAAGCAGCUUUCCUGCUGCUCGGAAAACGGGAACCACCAUCUGUGGCGUUGUCUUCAAGGUGACUGACACCAGAGCCACCGAAGGCAUGGUAGUGGCAGACAAGAACUGCUCCAAGAUCCACUACAUCUCACCCAACAUCUACUGUUGUGGAGCAGGGACAGCUGCAGACACAGAAAUGACCACUCAGAUCAUCUCCUCCAACCUGGAGCUGCACUCCCUCUCUACCGGCCGGCUGCCGCGGGUAGCCACCGCCAACCGAAUGCUCAAGCAAAUGCUCUUCAGGUAUCAGGGCUACAUUGGUGCUGCUUUGGUUCUUGGGGGAGUGGACUGUAACGGCCCUCAUCUGUACAGCAUCUAUCCUCACGGCUCCACCGACAAGCUGCCCUACGUCACCAUGGGCUCUGGGUCCCUGGCUGCCAUGGCGGUUUUUGAAGAUCGCUACAAGCAGGACAUGGAGGAACAGGACGCCAAGCGGCUGGUGCGUGACGCCAUUGCGGCUGGGAUCUUUAAUGACCUGGGCUCCGGCAGCAACAUCGACCUAACUGGUGAUUACAAGUACAAGAGGGGAACCACGGGCGUGCUGACUAAGGGCGUGACCCGGCUGGACCUGGACCUGGUGCAGGAGACGGUCCAAACCAUGGAUACCUCCUAAUGUUUCUCCAUGUAACUCAACCCCUCAGAAUUCCUGACACGAUUUGUUAUUCCAUGGUUUACAGUAAAAGUGUUUGAGUCCAUUUAAGUGUUUGUCCUUUUAUUUACGUCCUCAAAGUGAGACAGUACAGCAGAACCUCCACAGAGUCUAACUGGUUCCAGGAGCGACUUCUGUUAAAUAUUGGUGUGUUGGUUCAAAUCUUCCAUCAGAAUACUCUGUAAUUUCUAGAAUUCGUUCCAAAAACCUACGAUAACUCCUUAAUAAAUACUGCAGAUAAUAACACAUAGCAAGAAAACAAAUGACUUCUAGAAGAGAGAUGGAAAAAGUAAUAAAUGAUAAAGAAAUAACCAAUAAAAAGGGUUUUUAUUGGCAGGUAGAGACUGAGAUACAGGACGAACCCUAACUUACCGAUCAAAUUUAAACUUGCGU
Messenger RNA from Menidia menidia (Atlantic silverside), 1269 nucleotides. Lineage: Eukaryota; Metazoa; Chordata; Actinopteri; Atheriniformes; Atherinopsidae. The record is from the annotation of a GenBank genome assembly.